AAUGAAAGCGCUAUUUCCAAGUAAGAUCAGUAUGACAGCACCAGCAAACUCUUGGUUGUGUAUUUCCCCUUCAGAAAUCAUAUGCAUUCAGCUUAGUUUCACUUCAUAUUUCUCCCCUGGUCAUCCAGUCCUCCAGGGCAGUGACCCUGCCCCUGAGUGAGGUUUGCCCCUCAGUUUGAGAAGCACUGCUACUAAAAGUAGAUCAUUCAUGUAUAGGCUAUCAGAAGGGUUUAAAAUAAGUCAGCUCAUUUUAUUAAGCUGCUGACAAUCACCCCACAUGCUUUUUGUAGCUAGUGAAGAAUCUUUCUCUGAUUGAUUAAUACAUUUUCACCUACUCUUCCUGCAGAUCAUGUCAAGUUUGAAGAUAUUUUUAGGCUGUCUUACACACAGAGCAUGUUUAAGAUCCACUCACAGAUUGUCAGUGACCCCUGGGCUACAGUAUUCUUUCACACUGCACCAACUUAUAAUUGAAUCAGUGAAGGUAAAUUAUUGCUGUUUUUGCAGAGGACUCUCAGUGACCUAUGCAGUUACAUAACAGCAUAUACCAGUCAUUGCAAUGAUAAUUGUUUAAGUGCAAAAUUUAAUGCACUGUUGUUGCUAAAGAUCCUGAAAAACAGCUGUAUACAACUCAAACAGCUUAAUCCAUCCAUAAUGUAACUGAUAUAGAUUAAGCUUGAUCAAAGGUAGAGGUGUAAUGUUGUCAUGAUUUGGCUUUUUACCUAUCCAUUUGUGAUUUAAGGGAAAAUUAUAAUCAGACUGUUUUACAUGUGAAUAGACCGAGCUAAUUUAAAUUCAGGACAUGGUUUUGAGCUAGCGGUCCAAUGCUGUGCACACAUGGACUCUCAGAUGUGUUUCGCAACCAGUAACGACUUCACAAGGCUCGUUAAACUGCAUGUCUUGUUAGUUUACCAGUCCCUGAAAAAGACGUGGUGCAUUUAAAGGGUGGACUUGUCCAACAAGAGAAGAUUUUCUGUUUCAUCACCAUUUUUAAAAGUGUCUCCUCAGGGCAAAUCAACAGGCUCGAUCCUACAGAACCUAUAGCCAAACUACCAGGUGGUCUACAACAGUAUGGAAUUACCUGAUGAAGAGAAGGUAGAUGGUCAACUUGAGACCAGCGCUCAGGAGUCUAUGGCAGACGAGCAGACAGAUGAAGAACAUGCCACCGUAGGAAAGAAAAAUAUAGAAGAGAAGUUUGCUGCAUCUCUGGCUCCAGCUGUUUCUCUCUGGACCACUGAUGCUAGAGGUGCUGUCAGACUGAGAAUAGAGGAAGGAUGUCCAGAAGAACCUAUCACAGUUCACCAAAUGUUCAACGCCUCAGUUGAAAAAUAUGGAAAUAUGCACGCGCUUGCCAGCAAGAAAAACAACACGUGGGAAAAGAUAACUUUCUCUGAGUAUUAUCAGUUCUGCCGCAGAGCAGCCAAGAGCUUCAUAAAGCUUGGUUUAGAGCGAUUCCAUGGAGUGGCAAUACUAGGAUUCAAUUCAGCAGAAUGGUUCUUCUCUGCAGUCGGCACCAUCAUGGCAGGAGGGAUAAUGACAGGAAUUUAUGCCACAAACUCACCAGAGGCAUGUCACUAUGUGGCGAGCGACUCUAAAGCCAACAUUAUAGUGGUUGAAAACCAAAAGCAAUUGGAUAAAAUCUUGCAGAUACGUGACAGGCUGCCCCAUUUGAAAGCCAUAGUGCAGUACAGCGGGCAGCUCCAGGAGAAGCUCUCCAAUCUCUACUCUUGGGAGGAAUUCAUGGAGCUGGGUCUGGAUGUUUCUGAGAAACAACUGGAUGACAUGAUCAGUAGCCAGAAAGCCAACCAGUGCUGCGUCCUGAUCUACACGUCUGGCACCACAGGCAAGCCGAAAGGAGUCAUGCUCAGUCACGACAAUAUCACGUGGACUGCCAAUCAUGCCAGCAGGGCCGGGGACAUGCAGCCAGCCGACACUAAACAGGAGUCACUGGUGAGCUACCUGCCUCUCAGCCACAUUGCUGCUCAGAUGUAUGAUCUCUGGACAGGCAUUCACUGGGGCGAGCUGGUGUACUUUGCACAGCCAGAUGCCUUAAAGGGAAGCCUGAUAACAACACUGCGAGAAGUUUGUCCCACUUCCCACAUGGGUGUCCCUCGCGUGUGGGAAAAAAUGAUGGAGAAAAUUAAACUGGGAAUAAGUCAGUGCGGAUAUGUGAAAAAGAAACUGGUGACAUGGGCGAUGUCAGUCAGCCUGGAGGCCAAUCAAAAGUGCAUGCAAAAGGAUGAGGAGAAACCGCUCCUGCUGUCCCUGACUGACAGUCUUGUGCUGCAGAAGCUCCGGGCUGAGCUGGGCCUGUCUCGCUGUCAAAAGUUCUUCUCUGGAGCAGCACCAAUUGGUAGCGAAACUGUGCAGUUUUUCCUGGGCCUGAACAUCCGCUUGUAUGAGGCCUAUGGCAUGAGUGAGAGCACGGGGCCUCACUUCAUGUCAGGUCCAAAAGUUUACAAAUUACCAAGCUGUGGUAAGGUGGUGCCUGGCUGUCGAUACAAAAUGGCCGACGUAGACUCUGAAGGGACGGGCGAAAUUUGCUUUUGGGGACGCAACAUUUUCAUGGGUUUCCUCAAUAUGGAAGACAAAACAAGAGAAGCUUUGGAUGAAGAUGGGUGGCUGCAUUCUGGAGACCUGGGGAAGAUAGACGAAGAGGGUUUCUUGUACAUUACGGGGAGAAUAAAAGAGUUGAUCAUCACAGCUGGAGGGGAGAAUGUUCCCCCUGUUCCUAUAGAGGAGGCAGUGAAGAGGGAGCUGCCUAUUAUCAGUAAUGCCAUGCUGAUAGGGGACAAGAGGAAGUUCUUGUCCAUGCUUUUGACCCUAAAGUGUUGUAGCAAUGUAGAGACCAUGGAGCCAACAGAGGAGCUGAGUCUGGAGGCUGUGGAGUUUUGCCAGCAGCAAGGAAGCCAAGCGACCAAGGUCUCUGACAUCAUUGGAGGAGAGGACAAAGAGGUAUACUGCGCGAUUCAAGAGGGAAUCGACAGAGUCAACUCUGCAGCCAUAUCUAAUGCCCAACGCAUACAAAAGUGGACCAUUCUGAGGAAGGACUUCUCUGUUUCUGGAGGAGAGCUGGGUCCCACAAUGAAACUCCGUCGUCCUGUUGUGUUGGAGAUGUACCACGAGGUCAUAGAGAGCCUCUAUCGAGAGUAGUGUCAUGUUCCCGUGGAGAUUACUGUGUAACUGUUAGUAUGAAAAUCAUGUCACUUGCAUAUCUCAUCAUUCUUGUGGACAUACAUGGAAUUUAAUAAUAUGUCUUGUGUGCAGAAUGCAAAAAUAACAGAGGAACCACAUUUGAUUCAUUGAUGUUUUAAAUACUGAAUAAUACCUUGCUGUUACAAUACUUGGAAUGUUUACAAAGUUACACCAUCCUCUUAGGGGCUGAAAUAUUUGUCUCUAAUUCUUUUUAUGACUAGACUGCAAUUCAUUUUUACUGCUUCAAAAUCAUAUAAGUUACUUGCACGACAGGAUCUUACAAUUUUGUGUAAAUAUUUGAUGGUAUUCAGUAUGUUUUAAACCAGUUCCGAUUAAAACUCAGAAAAACACAGACAUAACAUGCACCAGAAAUCCAAUCACAUGGAUCAUGGGGGUCAUUAUUGUAAAUGGAGGGAGCUUAUAAUCAUUUGCAUAACAUUAAAUAAAAAGUUAGCAAUUUUAAUAAUA
Lates calcarifer (barramundi perch) is the source of this 3660-nucleotide messenger RNA. RefSeq names its product acyl-CoA synthetase bubblegum family member 1 (gene acsbg1). The transcript is spliced from 14 exons. Lineage: Eukaryota; Metazoa; Chordata; Actinopteri; Centropomidae. The record is from RefSeq and is a predicted model, not a curated record. Gene Ontology annotation, cellular component: membrane; endoplasmic reticulum. Gene Ontology annotation, molecular function: long-chain fatty acid-CoA ligase activity. The coding region runs from base 1069 to 3150 and encodes 693 amino acids.